AUGCAUGUAACACGCCGCAUCGUGUAUGUAGCUUUGAUAUUUUCUAGCGCGUUCUACGUCGCUCUCAGCAGAGAAAGGAAAUGUGAAAAGAUCAAGAUACCUUUGUGUCAAAGUGUUGGCUAUAACUUCACAUACAUGCCAAACAUGUUCAACCACGACACACAGGAAGAAGCGGCGCUUGAAGUUCAUCAAUUCUGGCCGCUAGUCGAGAUCAAGUGUUCGGCAGACCUGAAGCUCUUUCUGUGCUCCAUUUAUGCUCCUAUAUGUCAGCCGAACUUUAGGAAAGAAAUUCCCCCAUGUCGAUCGCUUUGCCAACAAGCAAGGGAAGGUUGUGCGCCUCUUAUGCGCCAGUACGGCUUUUCGUGGCCCAAACGAAUGAGAUGCGAAAACUUUCCUAAAUUUGGAAAUAAGAUAUGUGUAGGAAAAAACGAAAGUACAACAACUCCGACGUCAACAACAGCUAGAACAACAAGUGCACCGAUAUCGGCGAGAGGAGGUGAUUCGGGCAAUCAGGCGGUCAACUGUUGCUCUUGCAGACCGCCGUUUGUGUCAUUAACUGACGAAAAACUUAAACCGAAUUUGCGGGACAUUUCUACAGGGGGUGUCCCACACUGUGUAAUGUCUUGCAAUAAAACGUACUUCUCGCAGGAUCAAGAAAACUUCGCAUCGUUCUGGAUUGGACUGUGGGCUGUCCUGUGUUUUAUCUCUACCCUCGUAACCUCGCUGACGUUUCUUAUCGACAUGCAACGGUUCAGAUAUCCCGAGCGACCGAUCAUUUUUCUGUCCGUCUGCUAUUGCUUUGUGGCUAUAGGUUACAUCAUUCGCUUCAUCGCCGGAUACAAGAACGUGGCAUGCGAUUCUCAAGGCUUGAUGAGAUACGAAACAUCAGGACCGGCCGCAUGUACCAUCGUUUUUCUACUGAUUUAUUUCUUUGGAAUGGCAUCGUCACUGUGGUGGGUCAUAUUGUCCUUCACCUGGUUUCUCUCUGCUGGGAUGAAGUGGUCAACAGAGGCCAUCACCAACUAUUCACAGUACUUUCAUGUGGCCGCAUGGCUUGUUCCAGCGAUACAAACCAUCGCUGUCCUAGCGAUGUCUACAGUAGAUGGAGACCCAGUCAGUGGGAUUUGUUUUGUCGGAAAUCACAACCUUCAGAGCUUGAUCGUUUUUGUUGUAGUACCCCUUCUCGUGUACCUGGUGUUUGGGACGUCCUUUUUAAUAGCGGGUUUCUACUCAUUGGUUCGUAUUCGGAAAGUUUUACGUAUGCAGACUGAUAAACUGAUCAAAACUGAUAAACUUGAAAAGCUAAUGAUUCGCAUCGGAGUCUUCUCUGUCUUAUACACUGUGCCCGCCACUAUUGUUGUGGCUUGUUAUUUUUACGAAUUUGUAAACAGGGAAACCUGGGAGAGAUCCGUGGUGUGUGCGGAUUGCAACAAUGUAAAUCAGGUUCGACCGGACCAUUCGGUGUUUAUUAUCAAGUAUUUCAUGGCGUUGGUUGUCGGCAUCACGUCGGGAUUUUGGAUCUGGUCUGGUAAGACAAUAGAAUCUUGGAAAAGAUUUUGCAAUCGACUACUUGGCAACACACAAGCACGAAGAGAAAAGGGGGAAAGAACUGUAACGGCCACUGUUUGA
Molecule: messenger RNA, 1629 nt
Organism: Pocillopora meandrina
Lineage: Eukaryota; Metazoa; Cnidaria; Anthozoa; Scleractinia; Pocilloporidae
Source: the annotation of a GenBank genome assembly